Molecule: messenger RNA, 2050 nt
Organism: Macroventuria anomochaeta
Lineage: Eukaryota; Fungi; Ascomycota; Dothideomycetes; Pleosporales; Didymellaceae
Exons: 2
Coding region: 205-1776 (523 amino acids)
Source: RefSeq, a predicted model, not a curated record
CCAAGGGACCUCGGAAAGUCUAAGCGUUACCGGUCUUUCCCAUUUUGGGGCUGCGCUUGGCAGUCUCGCUUCCCCACCCCUGCCGUUACAUCCGCCGAUUCUUCCUUUGCCUGACAACGCAGCCUCUUUGCCGCGCAAUCGGAGCUGGUCUCUCCCCAAAGACUCACUGCCACACCACCACUUUUGCUCGAGACUAACACAGCCAUGGGUGAUGAGGCGAACAAGCAUGUCGCGCAGCUCGCUGAUCAGCUUGCGGAGGGUUUCACAGCGUUGAGCGGAGAGUACCAGGCUCUGUUCGACCAGCAAAAGCAGCUUGAAUGCAAGCUGUCCUGGGCCAAACAGCAGUAUCUCGAUCUUCUGAAGCGCUUCACGCCGAGCACACUGUCACAGGAGCAUAUUGCGUUCCUUCAGGACCUCGAGCGAGUCGCCGAAGAACAACCCCGGGCGCGGUUGAACGUGGUGGAUCUGUUGGCUCAAGGUGACGAUGUGGAGCGAAAGAGUCGGGCUGUAGUAAUUAGACAGGCUGAGGUCGCUGCGACUGCCCUGCGUGCUCCCACCGAGGAUGCUGGUGUCAGAAUCUGGAGCGGCCCUCAAGCGGACCCACAAACAAUAUUAUCGAAUACCCAAACGAGCAGUGUCACAUCGCCCAUGGAGAAAGACUUCACAGCACUUGGAACACCCAGUAAGCUUGGGUGUCCAUUCGCUUCGGGAGCUGGAAGAGGCAGUUCGCUCGCUACCCCGCGUAGCUCCACUUCAAGACUGAGCUCGCGAGGCAGAAGAUCGAAACGCCCAUCCUUCACCGACCCUAUUCGCGCUGAGAUUUGUGGAAACAACCCAUCCUCGCCCUCUGUGUCCGUCGAGGGGUCUGCCGUCGUGUGCCCGAUUCGAUUCCUUGACCAGCAUGAUCCCGAAGAGGUUGCGAAAUACUUCGAGAAGCACAAGCACGAGCUCCCAAGGAGUCAUGAGGUCUGCAUCACUCGCUUUCAGAGCAACCAGGAAAGCAUCGAUCAGCUGGACCGCAAAUACGGCAACCUCGUCAACAUGAUUCAAGGACUGGGCCAGAAGCACCAAGCUUGGCUGCCUGAAGAACCGGAAGAUGCGAUCGAGGAAGAGCUGGAACAUGAGGGCAAGCCAGAUUCAAAGGCGGACGCGAAGGUCACAAAGUGGGUGAGGGCCGUGUCAGACAGCUUGCAAGGUGUGGCAUCACCACCAGAGGACAUACCACAAGAGCCGGUUGCAGACAAGGAUAGGACGAGUCACUUUGAUCGGCCCCUCAAGGAUGUAAGGGUGGGCGAAUCACCAAGCCGACCAUGGGGCAUCUCGAUCCCAGCCAAGUACACAAACGCCGAAAGCUCGUCCUCAGUCGGCUCUGCCGCGACCGCCUCUCCACCAGUGCCGCUCAAAACUGAUCGUGAGAUUGGUCAGAUGCAACAAAAGUCUGCCGGCAAAUGUCCAUUCGAUCACGAGGCUUUGGCCAGGAUGCGAGCAGGAGGGGCGCCGCAAGCAGUGCCUACUAUGCCCACGAUGCCUACGGUGGCGACUGCACUUACACAGCCCGGAUCCAGCAGUUACCGAUCGCCCAGUCCAAAGCCGGAGCCUACCGUCAAGCCCGAGCCGGUACCGCAGCCUCCGCCAUCACCGUCGAAAGAGCAGGAUACUCCCAAGGUGAUUCCUCAGAUGGUCUUCAACGGUCCGGUCUUCCUUGGAUACCCUCCGGAGCAACUCAUUGCGCUAUUACAAAACAGCAACCUCGGAGGUGCUUUUCGCGGGGCUUGAUGCAGGAAGAGUUGUUUGAAGCGUUUAUCUGUUUUCACCCAGCGUGCGUCUUGUAGCCACUAGUCUGAGCGUUUUGUAUGUCCCUAGACCUCUUCUUCUCGUCAUCAAGCGUCUCUCUUUCAUCGCUAGCGUGGAGUUCUGGCGCCCUGCAUGUUCGUCUAUCAUCCAGCAUCCACUCGCUCAACGUGUGGCGCACAUGUUUAUAGUUCAGUCAUCAACGAGGGCCACAUGGCCCUCCUUACAUCACUAGAUCUUGUCAUCGACCCUCUGUCUC